Messenger RNA from Coprinopsis cinerea okayama7#130, 1710 nucleotides. Its product is annotated as D-lactate dehydrogenase cytochrome oxidoreductase. Gene Ontology annotation, biological process: lactate catabolic process. Gene Ontology annotation, molecular function: D-lactate dehydrogenase (NAD+) activity; FAD binding; D-lactate dehydrogenase (cytochrome) activity. Gene Ontology annotation, cellular component: mitochondrion. The transcript is spliced from 15 exons. NCBI's taxonomy places the organism in Eukaryota, Fungi, Basidiomycota, Agaricomycetes, Agaricales, Psathyrellaceae. The coding region runs from base 16 to 1710 and encodes 564 amino acids. The record is from RefSeq and is a predicted model, not a curated record.
CUGUACACUGCCAUCAUGUUUCGAAGCCGCGGUAGCCUUGCGCCCGUGCGGAAGCAACUUGCUCGUUGGAACCCUCAACUAUCGACUCAACUUAGACGCCCAGUCAAUACCUCUGCAAAUUCGAAUGGCCCCUUGCAGUAUUUCCCUUGGUCUAGCCAAUUUCGAGGGUCACAGGGAACCAAAGCCUUGCUUCAGGCGGUCACAUACACUGCGGUUGCAAUUGCAGUCUACGACCAUCUGAAGUCGGAUAGCAAGGCCUUCCAGAAUUCAACCCAGACCCAAUAUGGCUCUACUGAAGAUGUCGCCCAAGCAAUCAAGGAACUUCGGGAGGCGUUCAGCGAUCCAAAAGCUGUCGCUACCGACGACGAAAGCCUGAAAACCUACGGUUCUUCAGAGCACUCCUAUCAUCCCAUCUCCCCCCAUGCAGUAAUCGUCCGGCCAAAGUCCACAGAUGAUGUAGUCAGGGUCAUUAACAUUGCUCGACGAUAUCGAAUCCCUGUGGUGCCAUACAGCGGGGCGACCAGCCUCGAAGGGCAUUUCUCUGGUCACCCAACAGGCAGUAUCUGUCUGGACAUGUCGGGCAUGGAUCAGAUCCUGAGAAUCAACGUUGACGAUUCGGAUUUGACAUGUCAGGCUGGUGCUCGGUGGGAAGACAUCAAUGAGACUCUCAAGGCAAAGGGAAUCCCGUUGUUCUUUCCUCUUGACCCAGGUCCAGGCGCCACUAUCGGCGGGAUGAUUGGCACUGGAUGCAGCGGAACGAAUGCCGUACGUUACGGUACCGCCAGAUCCGAAUGGUUUCUUAGUUUGACAGUCGUGCUCCCUGAUGGUUCAGUAGUCAAGACUCGCAGUCGCGCAAGGAAAUCAGCCGCGGGCUUUGAUACCACCAAAUUAUUCAUCGGCGCAGAAGGCACCCUGGGCAUCGUGACUGAAGCGACCUUGAGGCUGGCUCCUGUGCUCCCGACCAAAGUCGCCAUGGCUCAGUUCCCAAGUGUACAGCAUGCGGUCAGUGCUGUUCAGGAAAUUCUCAACUCACCUCAAGGCCCACAUAUGCAGUGCAUUGAAUUACUUGAUGACCACAUGAUGCAGGCUAUCAACGACGCCGGGUUCGUCGACAAUCCAUACCCUGUUAGCGAUACUCUAUUUUUCAAAAUCCAGGGAGACGCACCGACAGUGACACAAACCUCCAAUGUCAUCCAAGAGGUCGUCAAACGCCAUAAAGGAUCCAAUUUCAAGUUUGCCAGUACAGACACGGAAGCCGACGAGUUGUGGUUAAACCGAAAAUACGCACUUAUGUCUUCCAUCGCUGCCAACCCUGGGUAUCGUUGUUGGACCACGGACGUUUGUGUCCCAGUCUCGCGUCUGCCACAGCUGGUCCAAGAAACCAAAGAGGACCUUGCUGCCCAUAGCCUGCGAAGUACCAUCGUUGGACAUGUAGGAGACGGGAACUUCCAUGCCUUGAUAUUGUUCAAAGAUGAUAAGGAACUUCAGAAGGUUGAGGAGGCUGUCCAUCGACUGGUUUACCGUGCACUGGCUUUGGAUGGAACUUGCACCGGCGAGCAUGGCGUCGGUCUCGGCAAGAAGUCGUAUCUCGUCGACGAACUUGGAGAGGAGACCGUCCAACUCAUGCGCAAGAUUAAAAGCGCUGUCGAUCCUUUCAAUAUCCUUAAUCCCGGGAAACUUUACCCUGACGAGAACAGCAAGAAAGACUAG